This is a messenger RNA of Aureobasidium namibiae CBS 147.97, 2256 nucleotides long. Its product is annotated as WD repeat protein. Lineage: Eukaryota; Fungi; Ascomycota; Dothideomycetes; Dothideales; Saccotheciaceae. Bases 1 to 2256 code for a protein of 751 amino acids. The record is from RefSeq and is a predicted model, not a curated record. Gene Ontology annotation, biological process: maturation of SSU-rRNA from tricistronic rRNA transcript (SSU-rRNA, 5.8S rRNA, LSU-rRNA). Gene Ontology annotation, cellular component: nucleolus; small-subunit processome; nucleus. Gene Ontology annotation, molecular function: protein binding. The transcript has a single exon.
AUGAAGUUGUCAAAUCCAUCGGCGGUGCCCGUGUACACCAUCUCUGGAUCAGCGACUGCCCGUCCCCUGCCCGAAUGGCUUGCGCGACAGAGGAAGCGCAGUCUCAAGCAAGACCCCGAGUGGGCCAACAGAGUCGAGCUGCUGCAGGACUUUGAAUUCGAAGAAGCCUCGCAGUGCGUGAGGGUCAGCGACGAUGGCGAAUGGGUCAUGAGCACCGGAACCUACAAGCCUCAGCAACACGUUCACUACCUACCGCAUCUGUCCCUGUCGUACGCCCGCCACACCGACUCGCUCAACCAGACCUUCCUCCUGCUGUCGUCCGACUACACCAAGUCGCUGCAUCUGCAGACUGACCGCACCCUCGAAUUCCACACGCCCGGCGGCAUGCACUACCGCACUCGUAUCCCCCGUUACGGUCGCGACCUCAAGUACAACAAGCGCUCGGCUGAAGCCCUCAUCCCUGCCUCGGGUGUCAACGCGGAUGGCAUGGGCGAGGUCUACCGCCUGAAUCUUGAGCUGGGACGUUACAUGAAGGCUUACGAAGUCGACGUUGGCGGCGAUGACUGGACCAGCUCAGGCGCCGGUGCCCUGCAGGGCGGAAUCAACACAGGCUGCGUCAACACGGCCGCCAUCGCCGAAGACUCGCACAACCUCCUCGCCUUUGGCACGAGUAUCGGCACCGUCGAGUUCUGGGACUCGCGCUCUCGCAGUCGCGUCGGUCUCCUCUCAUCUCCUACCCAAUCACAAGAGCAGCGUCCACAAGUCACCGCUCUCGAGUUCCACCGCUCUGGCCUCAACCUCGCAACCGGCGACUCUGACGGCAUCGUCCACGUCUACGACUUGCGUUCCCCCAUGCCACUCCUCACAAAAGACCAGGGCUACGGCUACGCCAUCCAGACUCUCAAGUACAUGUCGCCCACAUCGACACAAGUUCAGAGCGAGAAGCUCAUGUCGGCCGACAAGCGCAUCAUCAAGAUCUGGGAAGCCUCCAACGGCGAUCCUUGGACCAGCGUUGAGCCUGCUGUCGACCUCAAUCACGUCGAGUGGUGCAAAGACAGCGGUAUGCUGCUCACUGCUAACGAGGGUCGCCAGCAACAUUCCUUCUUCAUCCCUCAGCUGGGCCCUGCUCCCAAAUGGUGCUCCUUCCUCGACAACCUCGUCGAAGAAAUGGCCGAGGACGCCCAAGACCCGUCUGCCUUCAAUGCUGGCGCACAAGAGACUGGCGCCGUCUACGACAACUACAAGUUCCUGUCAACCCAGCAACUUCGCGAACUCAACCUCGACCACCUCGUCGGCACCACCUCCCUCCUCCGCCCCUACAUGCACGGUUACUUUGUCGCCCAGAAGCUCUACGAACAGGCUCGCCUCAUCAGCAACCCCGACAUGUUCGAAGAACAGCGCGCCAAGUCCAUCGCCGAAAAGAUCAACAAGGAGCGCGAAUCUCGCAUCCGAGGAAACAAGGCUGUCAAGGUCAAGGUCAACAGAAGACUGGCAGAAAAGAUGGCUGCAAGAGAAGAAGCAAACGAGCGUCGCAAGGCCAGACGUGUCUUGCGACAGGGAGGAGACGAGCCACAACCACAAGCAGAAGGAGAGGACGAGGAGGAUACAGACAAGCCAGCCAGAGGUGUUCUCGGCGACGACCGUUUCGCAUCGCUGUUCCAGGACGAAGACUUCGAGAUUGACGAGCAGUCGCGCGAAUUCCAGCUGCACAAUCCCUCGACCGUCCCUGUUGCCAAAGACGCCGAGCGGAAGCGUGGUCUCACAGCUGUCGAAGAAGAAGCCAACCAGUCCAUCCACGGCUCCUCGGACGACGAAUCAGAAAGCGAGAUCGACGAUGCUGCUGCAGAAAGACAGCAACGCGGUGUCCAGCGUCGCAACGACCGUGGCGACGACAAUACUGUCGACAAGAACCGCAUCUCAUCUACCAACUACCGCAAAUCUGGCCACAAGUCAAAGCAGCCUCAAAUGUCCGUCUCAUCCUCGCAACCCAAGAACAAGAACGCAAACGCCAACCGUCGGGAUCGUUCCUUCGGUGACCUUGCGCAGAAUCUCAGAGAUCAACCCAAGAGCAGCAUCAGACAAGGAGGUGUCGUUGGUGAGAAGGAAGUCACAUUUGCACCGCAAAAGGUGCAGAAAAGACCUCAAAGGCCGAGGGAGAGCUAUGGUGGUGGUGAUGCCGAUGAUGGCAAUGGAAGAAAGAUUCCCAGAGGCAAGGAGAGGAGAAGUGCUUCUGGUAAUGUCUUCAGAGGCAUGUAA